Messenger RNA from Anopheles gambiae (African malaria mosquito), 788 nucleotides. RefSeq lists its product as uncharacterized. The record is from RefSeq and is a predicted model, not a curated record. Bases 224 to 721 code for a protein of 165 amino acids. Lineage: Eukaryota; Metazoa; Arthropoda; Insecta; Diptera; Culicidae. The transcript has 3 exons.
ACAUCUCUUUCCAGGUUUACGUAAAACAUGUGAGUUUUAUUUAAUUGCUGGCUUCAUGCUUCGAUCAUUUUAAGUAGAAACCGUAUCGAACGGAAUAAUUCAAUUACUCGCGGUGUCAAUAUCACGAUGGUACCUCAUGACUCUUUGAUUAUUCUCUCUAUAUAAAGUGAGACAACACCUUCCAAACAGUUACACCAAACAUUCCGAAAGAGUUUUUGCCACUAUGAAGGCAACGAUUGCACUAUUAAUCCUUGGAGCGUUGGUCCUGCUGGCGGCAGCGGAGAAUAAUGUCCAGCACAAGGAAAAGCGAGCAGCCAAUAACCAGGCAAGUGCAAUCGUGGAGAAAAUUGCGGAAAAGGGCAUGGUUUUUGCUGGUUCUGUCGUUGAAAAACUGAAAAAUAGUGAAGUGGCUCGAAAAUUGCUAGGAAAAGUUCUAGGCGCAAUGGGAACCCAAAGGGGAAAGCGCUCAAUUCAAACCAAUGCCACGGUCACAAACUACAAUUCGGCCCAUUACCAAAAGCUGGUACUACAUCAAACUCUUGCUACCGACCCCAGCCCAAAUAGAGUUUCAUCCUGCCCAAUCGCACAAAAUGAGCUGAACUGGAUUGAAACCAUAUUUAUUGCUGUACAACUUGCACUGGGAGAGGUUAACAAAGUUAUAAACGGCCAAAAAGUAGGGUUUACAGUACCCAAACCAACGCCAUACAAGGUUCACAACUAAAUAAAAAUGAGUGGUUAAAAAUUACUUGAAAUUUUGCGAACAAAUAAAACUUUAUGCUAUAAAACAA